Schistosoma rodhaini is the source of this 7386-nucleotide messenger RNA. The record is from the annotation of a GenBank genome assembly. Lineage: Eukaryota; Metazoa; Platyhelminthes; Trematoda; Strigeidida; Schistosomatidae.
AUUUGCUUAUAGAAGCAAGUACCAAUCACCAUGGCAUUAAAUAAUAUGGAAUAAGAGAUUUGUGUGUGUGUGUGUGUUUGUGUUUUACUAUAUGUGCUAUAGUGUUUUUUGUAGGGAUAGAAAUCUGAAGCGACUAACCAAGUAACUGUGCUAGUACACUAAAAAAAAAACAAGCAGCACUAUUUCAAAUUUACCAUAUUAGUCAUUUCUAUGUAAAAAUGUCUCGUAUAACAGACUAUUUUUCGAUUUCAUCUUAUCAAAUGGUAGUCCAUGAAGAAUAUUGAUUCGAUUUUUGAAAGAAUCCCGAAGCAAAAUCCCUAUUUGCUCUUUCAUUCUCUAAUACUUGUUCCCUUAAUUAUUCUGUGUUAUACGAGCCAAAGUUCCUAUUUCAUUCCCCCUUUUUUGUUGCUUUUACUGAGGAGUUAUUCAGCAUUUAAAAAAAGGUAAAUAUUUCAAGUCAAGUAUAUUCGAAAAUAAAAAAAACCCGCACUAUUUAGUUAGUUAAGUAAAUCUAUUUAGAUAAACAAAUAAAUAAAUACUGAAUCACAUUGACAAGAGAAAAAACACACAGCAGCAACAACAGUACAUCAACCUUUGAUUUCAUUUACGGGGAAAAAAAGCAUGGCAACUAUUCGAUACUAUUAUAAACCAAAGAAUCAUUUAUUCAUUAAGGUCAAACCAUAAAGCAAACAAUGAUUUUCUUCUAUAUGUUUAAGUAUGUGUUCACUUUCGGCAUGAUCUUUUUCAAUCCAUUGAUGUAUGUUGGAAUUAUAUAAACAUUUAAAAUAUUUUCAUAACGAUUACUACUACGACGACAACGACAGCUGAUAACUGCAUAGACCAUGUCAUCUGAAAGUGGAUUAUAUCGACGUUCAUCACUGCCUUCACAAAUACAACAACAACCCCAGUCUCAAUCAAUGUCAUCAUUUAGUACUGAUACUUCAGGAUUAUUUACAUCCACUAAUAUUAAUAAUAAAACUAAGAAAGAAUGUUUUAAUUUUGAACCACAACAAUGGCGUAAAUCUGUUUGUAAAAAUUGUUUUCGUACACAACCUGAACAUUAUAAGUCCAGCAGUAAUAAUUCAAAUGAUGAAAUGAAUUCAACUUUAAAAUCUCAAUUAUCAUUUGAUAGUAAUGUGAAUAAUAAUGGAGUUGGUUGUACUGUUGAGCCCGAUAAUACUACUACUACUACUAGUAGUAGUAGUACUACUACUACCACUAAUACUACUACUACACCCGUUAAUAAUAGUAUUAACAGUAGUUGUGAUACAAAGUCACGUGAUUCAUCAAUUAGUAAAAAUAACAAUGGAUUAUUUGGUAGUAAUGCAGCAGCUAGAGCUGCUGCACGAAAAAUUGCAGUUGGACAAAGAUAUUCCGAGUUAGAUCUUCGUAAUCAUGAAGUUAGAAAAUCAACUAAUCAUAUUAUGAAUACAACCAUUGGACAACAACAACCGCAACAACAAUCUACCAUUAGUAUAAAUCAUUCAUCAGCAUCAAGUAUUGAUGCAAGAUAUGUUGAAGAAUUAGAAAAUGAUUUUUUUGCAUUAGAAGAUAAACAUGAAUUAUUAUUAAAAGAACGUGAUGAAUUAAAUAUAGAAUUAGAAGUGAAAAUUCGUACAAUCAGUGAAUUACAAACAACAUUAGAUCAAUAUCGUGAAAAGGUAUCACAACUUGAAAGACGUUGUGGACAUUUAGAAGAAGAAGUAAAGAGUUAUCGAGAACGCUUGAAACUUCCAGAAAGUGAUCAGAAUCAUUCACCGAAUACAAAUAUUUUGGAACAACAACAACAAUAUUCAAUUGGUCCUACUGAUAUUCAUUGUAGUGCAGAACUUCAACAACGUCUUAAUGAAGUGGAACAAUUAUGUCAAGAGGUUAUGGAAGAAAAUGAACAGUUAAAAGAGGAUGUUGAAGAAAUGCAUCGAGAAAUUGAAGAGAUGCAUGAUCAUUUUCAAGAAGAAGAUCGUGAUGCUGUACGUGAACUUCAACGGGAUUUAGAGGCAGCUAAUAAAGCUUGUAGAAUAUUACAAUUUAAAUUACGUAAAGCUGAAAGACGUUUUGAACAAUGUGAAGCGGAACGAGCUAAUUUAGAAGAAAGAUUAGCAAGACUAGAAUCUGAGUUAUAUAGUGAAGCAGAUGUAGCACAUAUACAUAAUUUAGAGGAAGAAUUACGUGUCGCCAAAGAAGUUGGUGUACGUUUAAAUAAUGAAUUAGAUUUAUUAGACGAGAAACGUGUUUAUUAUGAAGAAGAAAAUCGUCAACUUAAUGAAGAAUUACAAACAUCACAAAAUAAACGAAUUGCUGUGGAAAAUGAAUUAGGUAGACUUAAACUUGAGUUUGAUAAAUUGAAAAAUGAAAAAGGUGUCAUUGACAAAGGACCAUUACAAGUGAUGGAUAAAAAUAGAUCUAGACAAGGUGUUUCAUUGUCACGUGAAGAAUCAUUUGAAGAACAACAAAUAGUACGUGAUUUAGAAGCAGCUAAAGAACGUGAAACUGAUUUAUCCGAACAAUUACGAUUUGCUGAAGAAGAAAUACGUAAAGUGAAAAGACGAUUAAAAGAAUCACAAGCAGAAAAUGAUAUAUUAUCUAAAAAAAUGGGAAAAAUCGUUUCAUUACAAUCACGUGAAAGUCGAUUAACUGGAACUACCGAAGAUCAACAAAUUGUAUCAUCAACUACUACACCUUGUAAUAAUGUAAAUUCAACUGGUAACUUAGAGCAAACUAAAACUUUAUUGCCUGGAGUAACUGAACGAAUGAAAAAUAAAAUCAAUACAGAAAAUGAUCAUCGAUCAAUCACAAUGACAAAUCGUUUAUUACAAAAUACUACCAAUCUUGAAUCAAAUAAUGAUGAAUCCAAUUCUCAAAUUAUUCAAACAACCCUAACAGAUUCAACCUUGAAUAAUGAAUAUAAAGAGAAAUUUGAAUUGGCGCUUAAAGAAAAUGAUAAAUUAAAAUUAAAAUUACGCGAUAAUGAUAAACAAUUAAAACAAAUUUUACGUGAUUUACGUGUAUUAAAUAAUUUUGAAAAAUCUGAUAAUUGGUUUGAAAAAUAUAAUGAACUAUAUGAAACAAUGAAAGAUCAAGAAAAUGAAAUGACACGUAUGAAGAAGAAACUGAUUGAAUUACAAGAUGAAAAUGUGAAACAACGUAUUAAUGAGAAAAAGAUGGAGAAACCGGUGAAAAGUUAUAAAGCACGUACUAUACGCUUAGAAUUAAUGAGUCAAGAAUUAUUAAUUGAAGAAAUUAAAAAGUUAGAAGAAGAAUUAGAUCAAAAAACAAAUGAAAUUCAUAUUAUAAAUGAACAAAUGAAUAAUAUACAAUAUCAUUAUAAACAAUUUGAAGAAUCUACCUUAGAUAAUUAUACUGAAUCAAAUCAACAUAAAACUGACUUAUUAAAAUGUUUAAAUCAUUUACAAUGUAAAUGUAUUCUAUUCAAUGAAUUAGUUCUAAUGUUAGAAGAACAAAAUAAUAAUUUAUUAUUAGAAAUAUGCAGUCUUCUCAAUGUGAAUUACACAACGGAAGAUCAAACAUCUGUGACUAAGAAGGUUGAUGAAAUUUCAAAUGAAUCAGUUAAAAUAGUAGAUCCAUAUCAAAAAAUUCGAUGUCUUGAAAAACUUCUCUCAGAAGAACAUCAACAUACACUGAUUCUACAAAAACGUUUAGAACUAGCAUCUAAAUCCAAUGUUAGUAUUGAUCAAAAUCUUACAAAACAAUUAGAUACUAAACGAAGUGAAGUAUUACAAAAAGAGUUGGAUGAGAAAGAAGAAAUACUUGAUGCUCGUGAUGAACAAAUCGCUGAUUUAAAAUCACGUGUUGAACAAAUGCGUAAAAUGAAUGAAGCAAUGCGUGCAUUGAUGGAGAAGGAACCAAGUGAAAACAAGUCACAAAAACUGGGGACCAAUGUUGAAAUAACUAGUUAUAAGAAAGAAAUUGAAUGUAUGAGGAAAGAAAUGCAAAUUAUUCGUAAUAAUCUUACACAAGCUGAAAAAGUAAAAGAGAAAUUAGUCAAAGAGAAUAGAGAACUUCAAGAAGAAUUAAAAUUACGAGAAGAUUCAAUAUUUGAACAAGAUGAUGAAUUAGAACGACGUAAUAAUGAAAUUCGUGGACAUAAGUCAUCCAUUGAACAAAUAAAACGUGAGUUGGAACAAACAAAACGUGAUUUAGCUCAAGCCAAAGCUGCAGAAAUGAGUGGAGCAUCUUGUCGUUUAAGUACUAAAAUUGCAGAAAUUGAAAGGUUACGUACUGAGUUGAAUACUACUGCACAAGAGUUGAAAGAUACUAAAGUAAGUCGUGACGAACUCAAAAGAAUCGUGGAUCAAAAUGAAGAUACUAUGAAACAUCUUGGUAAUGAAGUACUUCAAUUACGUAAUGCUAUCAUUGAAAAAGAUAAAAUGUUAACUGAAUUACAUGCUUAUUUAAAAGAAUCAAGACAAAAUACAGAAAAUAUCAAGUUACAAUGUGAAAAUGCUGAAUCAAAACGAAUAGAUAUUGAAAAACGAUAUGAAGAAUUAAAGGACAGAUUUACAAAUAAAGAACAAGAAUUGAAAAAUCUACGUAAACGUAUGGAAGAAGCCGUUUCACCGGGUACUAUUCCUACUAAUAAUAAUAAUAAUAAUAAUAAUCGUGAUUCAAUUCAAGUAGAUAAUAAUAAUCUAACCAAUCGUGAAUUAAUGUUAAAUCGUCGUGGAUUUGAAGUGGAUAAAUUAAGAAGAGAAUUAUCAAUAACUAAACGAGAAAAAGAUGAUUUAUAUAUUGAAUUAAAAAAAUUACGUUGUAAAUUAGAUAAAAGGCAUACAUCAGAAGAAAGAAGUAGAAAGGAUAUAACUGGUUAUCUUCCUAAUUUCAAUAUGGGUAAUACAUAUGCAAAAGCAAUUGCAGCACAACAACCUAAUAUCAAAAUAACUUUACUUAAUGAACAUAUUAGUCUAUUAAAUCGUACUAAUAUUGAAUUAAAAAUACAAAAUGAAUCAUUACAUAAUAAUGUUAUUGAUUAUCAACGACGUUAUCGUAGUAUUAAAGAACAAUAUGAAGGUGAACAAGAAGCAUGGAUUACAGAGAGGCUUGUUUUAGAAUCGAAAGCAAAAGAGCAAGAAGAUCGUCGAACAACAAUUAUGAAUACACGAAAAUUACUUCAAGAUACAAGUGUGAAAUUAUUCGACUUGGAAAAGGAAAGUGAAAAGAAAUUAUUGAAUUUACAAACUGCAUAUGAAAAAUUAGAAAAAGAGAAACAAGCCAUUGAAUUGAAACUGGCUCAAUUAGAAGAUACACAAAAAUUACCUAAAGUAUUACAACGUUUCAGUGCUAGUUCUAGCAAUAGUACUAGUAGUAGUACACGUCCAAGUUUAUUAACUUCACAAGCACGUACAGCACAAUUAGAAAAUCAAGAGAUGAUUUUAAAAUUACAAAAUGCUGAAAGAAUAAUUAGCAAAUUACGUAAUGAAUUAAUAGAAAUUAAAGAAUUACAUGCAACACAAAGUAUUACAGCUGUACAAGAAGCUGAAGAAGCAAGAUUAACAAUGGAAAAAGAAUUGGAAGAUAUUAAAGAUCGAUUAAUAACGAUGGAAUGUUAUAGACAACAAGUGGAAUUAUUUAGACAUCGUCAUUUUGAAUUAGAAGAGGCUGCAGAAAAAGAAUAUAAAAUAUGGCAAGAUGAAAGAGAUCAAUUAAUUUAUCAAGCAGAAGAAGCACGUGUUAUGAUUGAUCAAUGGAGUACACAAAUCAAAUGUAAAGCUAAUAGUGAAGAUAAUAAAACUGAAGACAUUAUGAAUGAAAUUUUAAAAUCUAUGGAAAAAUGGUCUAGUGAACAUGAAAGAUUACCACACUUGAAACGUCGUAUGCUUGAUUCUGUAUCGUCUAUUGAAAGUACCUCUGGUAUUGGUCUAAGUUCCGGUGCAACAAACAGUCCAAUGAUACCACAAUCAUUAAAAAAUAGUUUAAUGAUCAAUUCAACAAUUUCACCAUUCUCUCCAAGUUUAUUACCAAAAGGAUCAACACUAACAAAUCAAAGAUCUACCUCAAUGGAAUGGACAAGUGGUCGAUUUCAUGGACAUUCUAUAGGAUCCUCUAGUGGUCAUCCAUUUGGAUUAAAUUUCAAAGAGAUUAAUUAUGGAUUAGGCACAAACAGUGGUACAUCGUUAUUAAGUGGUUUUCGUGGCAGUGCAUUAAGUCUUGCAACAAGCGCCGGAUUAGGUGGUGGGAGCAAUUACAGUUUAAUGGUUAAUAGUCGUUGUGGCAGAUCAGUUUCGCCUGAAGUUACUGUGAAAAAGAUCUCAAAUUAUCCUGAUCCAACACUUGGAUUUUUAGUUCGUCCAACUUCUAGACAAGGUUCACAAGAUAGUUUGGCUAGUAUUACUGAUUAUUCCCAGAGAUCAUUUACAUUACCAGGUAAACCACCAAUUAGAAGUGUUAUCUCACCAGCAAGACGUAUGUUCUUUGAAGAUAAUCGUGAGAAUAAGUCUAGUGAAAUUGAUUUACAUCCUAUACAACAACAGCAUACAAAUUAUCAUAAUGAAUCAACUAAAGCAAGUCAAUUAAGUUUACAUAAUUCUGAAGAGAGAAAUGAUAUAAAUAGUUCAUCUCAUCCUAAUACUACUAAUAAACAUACUACUAAUUUAUCACAAAAAAUUAAUGAUAAAUCAAAAUCAUUGGUAAAAACUGAUUUAGAUAUAAGUAGUAUAUCAAAUUAUUCACAAAUUUCAACUACUACUAAUAAUAAUCAUAAACAGAAUGAUAAAGGUCAAUCAAAAUUAACGGAUAAUCUAGAUAAAACAAUCAAUAAUGGUACCCAUUCCCGUUUAUCAUUUACUAAUCGUUUUACUCGUUGGUCUAAUAAUUCUAAUAAUAAACAUCUUGAAAAAGCUCAUUCAGUUGAACCAAAUUCUUUGAAUGAUUUCAAAAAGGUGAAUACAUCUGAUAAUGGUAAUAAUAGUUCGAUUAUGAAAACCAUUAGUAAAUCUAAAGAGAAUCUAUUUAUGAGAUCAACUAAAAAAGAUAAAACUCAUGUAAAAUCAAAUUCACAAGAAAAAUCAAUAAAAGGUAAUAAUCAUCAAUCGAAUGAAUCAAUAUCUACAUCAGGAACAUCAUCAAUUACAACAACAACCAUGACAACCACGACAACCACCACCACAACAACAACAACAUCUUCAUCAUCAAUAAAUCAUCAUGAAAAUUCUUCACAAUCCAUAGUUAAACGAUCAAAAUCAGUAUCUAAUAUUUCACCAGCAAUUAUGGCUUUAAGACAGAAAUUUUCAGGGGGUGGAAAAUCAUAAAUAUCAGUUGAACAUUACAUCAUGAAAAUCAAAGAUUCCCCUUAGAUACAUGAUUUAUAUAUACAUAGAGAGAGAGAGAAAGAGAGAAAGAGAGAGAGAGAGAGACAAUAUCAAUACAUGC